CCCUAGCUUUUACCUGACCUUACAAGCUCGUCGUAAACUCUGGUACCGUACCAAAGCGACGCCCGUCCAGAACACAUCGAACAGAUACCCGUCGAUCUGUGGGCUAUACCAAGCGGAUCAACGUACCCCUGCAUCUGCAACCCAGAACCACCGAAACCCCGACUGUUCCCUUCGCAUGCGCACCACUGCAGCCAAAGAGCAAAAUAGACGAAAUACUCGCAUACGUCGCUUCUCUCCAUCUUUCGCUAUCAGCAGCUGAUGUGGCUGGCAUAUCCCGUCAAAUGUAGCUUCCGGAUAGAAGAAGCACUUUGAUCUGGCUUUUGGGACGCACGGAAUCUAUUCUCGUUUUUUUUCCUAAGCCCUUGGACCUACCGCGUUGACGUGCCGUUUUUCGUUGCGUGAUACGAUUGUGCCACAUACACACUCAUCUCUUGGCUUGGAAUAUUCGGCGAUUUCAAGAUCCUGUCCUGAUAACACCAUAUUGCAAUGGCUUGAUUUAUUUAUCCCGAAAGGCGAUUUGAAUUGUCAAAUGCCAGGACAUUCGACAUAGGACAUAUCCUCUCGCUUCCAUAUUCGUCUGGGGAACCCCUCACCAAGUCAUCAAUUUUGUUUUGUGUGGCUACGGUCAGAUCUUAGAUCUGAUUGCGACGUAUCUGUUUUCAAGACAGGCCACUCUUACUCUCAACUGCCAUCUCGUCCAGUUCUCAGCCCGUCACACAUACGCACGCAUAGACUGUAUUCAAUAUGUCUAGCACCAACACGACACCAAAGUACUUCACACCGGCGCAAUAUCCUGUCCUACCUCGUCGCACCACCGUAACACCGUCGCAGCGACCAUCCACGUCGGGAGGCGAUGGGAUUGAGCCCAAAUCUGACAUUUUGCGUGAUGCGCUACGAGAGAAGAAAGGUCUACCUGUUCGAUCGCAGUCGACGACGCCUCGCAAAAACAAGAGCAGCAGGCCUCCUGUCAAUCAAGUAUCCAACGACGAAUUGUUCUUGCCCUCAUCUGAUGAUGAGGCAACAUUCUCCGGUGCUCGACGGCCGCUUUUCCGCCAGAGGGCUAGACGUGCAAGCGAAGUGGCACCUGCGAAACCUUCGCUCAAUACGCAAGCUCGGAACCUAGGUCUACGAGAAGCGGAUGCGCAAAUGGACAAACUUCUUAAGGAGAACUGGGAUCUAAAGCACCGCAUCACGCUUCGUGAUGAUGCCUUCAGUAAACUUCGCAAUGAGUUGGACACUGCUCUAGAGGAGUUGGAGAAGAGCAGGUCGCUCAGGGAUCGGAAUCGCGAGCUGCAAGAGGCUAUUGAAUCGAUUAGCAGACAGGCAGCUCAGCAGGAGGAAGAGAAUAGAAACUUGAAAAUUCACAAUGCUGAGCUGACCGUCCUAAAUGAUGAUCUGAUGCGUGAGCUAGAGUCUAAAGACGAAGGCAUACAGCAGCGACAACUUGCGAUCGAAGAGGCUGCAGGCAUCAUCCAGCAACUUGAGGAGGCAAACGAAGCGCUGAUGAAACAGCAAUUGAUGCACUCCCCUCGACCGGACUCGGACUACUUCAGUGGUGAAGCUGAGGGCACUCCAUCGAUGAAGAUGUCAAUGCGACCCGCCACGGCGGGCACUUUUGGUACUGAAUGUACCAAUCCUCCUGACUCUGACUACUUCAGCGCGGACUCUCCAAGCCUCGCACCAACCACGCCCAAGCGAACGCCGUCCUCGAUGCGGACGACAGAAAAGUCUAUGCAGAUGGAGCGAGCCCGAGCUAUGGGCGCUACCUUCAAUCGUGAGAUAGGACUACGCAGCCAAGCAUCGAAGGACUCACUGUUUUCGACAUUCCUGGAGACACCUUUGCCGGAGUCUUCAAAGAGGCUUCGAAGAGGUGCAUCUAGGGCUCAGGCGCCUCCACUGCCUAAAGGCUCUAUACGAGAGCAGUUGCAGCGUGCUGGGACGCCGCCAUGGUCGGAUGCUCGCGCCUUGCGUGCUAUCUACGAGGACGGUGCGCUUCAGAAGCGAAUCGGCACUCCAGAUCCGAUUCAGCGUACGGGGUACACUCCAUCCGUCACCGUCGCUAGCUGUAGUCGAGCUCCUUCAUUCGACGAUAUGUUCGCCCUCAACAACAUUCCGGUUUCCGUGCCUAGCCUCUCUUCGUUAGCCACCUCCGUUUCGGAUUCCGUGACGACCCCGAAACCAAUCUACCUAUCUCAAUCUACCACAGCUGCUUGCGGUUCCCGCAAAGCAUCUGACAUAUCUGCAAACCCAACACCCGUCAACUAUAGCGCAUGGCCGCGCAAGCUUCCCGACUGGCCGCCUAGCGCAGGCCUUAGAAACAGAGACAUUCUCUUCCACGGUACGGGCAUGGACGAAAUGUUCCCAGAGUCUCCGCCGCGACCAUCGUCUUCGCGCGAAUCAUUCUCCAACGUGCAUUUGCUUCGCAGUUCUGCUGGCCCUGGUAUAAGCCUGGAUCAGCAAGGGAGGAGCUCGUCCGCCGCGCCUACAGCCGGUGCGGUAGCGCCACCGCCACCAAAGGCCCCGCUGAACAAAACGACGAGUCAGCAUAAGGGAUCUGCUUCAGUCUCACUUCCGAGAUGGCCAGCGCCGCUGGAGAGGAGCAGGACAUUGCCACUGCAAUAAUCCUGAGAUCAUACUUUCCUUUGUCAAAACCUUGUACCACCACCUUGAAAUGUCUCUAAAGGAGAAAUAACCCUUUGUUCUGUCCUUCCGAUAUUCAGCGAUGGCGUUUUCGGAUGAAAAUUAUCGUCACUAAUAUCGUUGCCUGCACACCCCCUUUUUCUUGUGCAACAUUUAACUCUUACAUUUGUCGAAAAGGGUUGAAGUACAAGCAAGAACUCAAAGCAUUAACGGGCCUACAAAAACUGGGAGGUUGAUCGGAUGCUGGGAUAUUACGACAACGCCAAAGUUCUGUACUUGUUUCUUCUUCGACGCUGGUUGUCGUUUGAUCCUCCCUAAGGCGCUGUACGACUUUAAUUGCUACGACAUGAAUUUUUAAAUAGAAUUUUCUGUCAUUUGUUUUGCAUAAGGUUGUCAUCGCAUAUACGUCAGCUACUUCUACUGAUG
Molecule: messenger RNA, 3066 nt
Organism: Verruconis gallopava
Lineage: Eukaryota; Fungi; Ascomycota; Dothideomycetes; Venturiales; Sympoventuriaceae
Exons: 2
Coding region: 745-2622 (625 amino acids)
Cellular component (GO): microtubule organizing center
Source: RefSeq, a predicted model, not a curated record